Molecule: messenger RNA, 5606 nt
Organism: Astyanax mexicanus (Mexican tetra)
Lineage: Eukaryota; Metazoa; Chordata; Actinopteri; Characiformes; Acestrorhamphidae
Gene: arhgap30
Product: rho GTPase-activating protein 30
Exons: 14
Coding region: 828-5117 (1429 amino acids)
Biological process (GO): small GTPase-mediated signal transduction
Molecular function (GO): GTPase activator activity
Source: RefSeq, a predicted model, not a curated record
GUGUGGGGUCACCCAGCCGACGGUCUGUAUCUCAUUGAGCGCAGUGUGGUACGGAGAGAUUUGAGGCUUCUUUGACAGCAUAUGCCUGAUGCAGAGCGAGAGGCAGGCCUUUGAGGCAUUGAGAGCGUUCAUUUCCGCAGAACAGCAAGAGAGAGAGAGGGGUAGAGAGAGAGAGAGAAACGAGGGACAUGGCUGUGAGUGUGCUGAUGGACACUUGAAAUUUUGAGGGCUCCUUUAGUGAUGGACUCGGGCGAUAUGUUGUCAAAAACAGAAAAAAGAGAUGUUUGUCUUUAGCUGAGCAUCGAGAGCUUCCUAAAGUUGGACAUUUACUGAGGCUGAGGGUGUGGCCGUGGUAUCAGCAAGAACUUUCACAAAGCGACAGUAGGAAGUAGAGGCAGUGGCAGGCAGCAGUUUACCCGGCUGCAGUCCUCAGAUUGCGGUCAGAUCGAUGAAAUUGGAUCCUCACAGGUUCCAGAGUAGUCGUGAAGUCGGUGUGAAGAUUCAGGCCUCAUGGAUCACUUGGAGAAGUCAGUGAAGAUGUUAGAACUGCAGUGCUGGCAGUGUGUCAACUUGAGUCGACAGAACUGAGAGUAGAGUUUUGAAGCAUCCUGAUUUCUUUGGGUCAUAGAGCCAAUCGCUAUCCAGCUCCUUCCAGCAAUAUAAGAUGUAUAUUGCACAAUGUAGCACAAUUUCAUAACUGCCGCUGAAUAUUCCAACACAGUGACCAUCAUGAUGAGUGGGACACAUCACUAAGCUCAUAAAAACUAACUUAGGCCUACUUACACACAUAUCUGGGGGUGUAAAGGUGGAGGUAAAGGAGCUGCAAGAUGAGAAGAGGACGAAGAAAAGCAGUAAAUAAAGACAGGGUGUUUGGCUGUGACCUGCUGGAGCACUUGGCCACAACCAAUCAAGAAAUUCCCCAUGUGCUACGUAGCUGCAGUGAAUUCAUUGAGAAGAAUGGAAUCGUUGAUGGAAUCUACCGACUUUCUGGAGUGUCAUCCAACACACAGAAACUAAGGUCUGAGUUUGACGCUGAGGGGACCCCUGACCUGAAUAAGGAUGUGUACCUGCAGGACAUUCACUGCGUCAGUUCGCUGUGUAAGGCGUACUUCAGAGAACUGCCCAACCCUCUGCUCACGUACCAGCUGUACGACCAUUUCGCUGACGCUGUGGCCGUUCAAGGGGAAGAGGAAAGAUUGGUGAAGAUUAGGGACGUGCUGAUGGAGCUGCCUCCCCUCCACUACAAGACUCUGGAGUAUUUGAUGAGGCACUUAGUCAAGAUGGCCACAUUUUCCGCUGAGACUAACAUGCACGUCCGGAACCUUGCUAUUGUAUGGGCUCCCAACCUCCUCAGAUCAAAAGACAUUGAGUCGACUGGUUUUAACGGUACUGCAGCCUUCAUGGAGGUGCGAGUCCAGUCCAUUGUUGUGGAGUUCAUUCUAACUCACGUGGCUCAACUCUUCCCUGAUUUGAUUGAUGAACCAGGUUUGUCUCUUGAGCGAAGAAAGUCCCUCCCUUCACCCUCAGCGCUCACCGGCCACGAAGAACCAUUUUUCAAGGCCUUGCCCUUCCAGUAUCCUGGUAACAUGAGUCCUGGAGAUGGUCCUCCACAGAUGAGGCCUUACCACGCCAUCAUCGAUGGCACAGAUAAGAGAAAAGGAUCUCUAAAAGGCAGAAAGUGGAGGUCUAUUUUUAAUUUAGGUGGUAGACUCCAGGACCCCCGCAAGAAGAACAAGUACACAACCAAGGAAAAGGAGAAGACGGCUCUAAGGCCUGCAAAGAGUAUGGACUCCCUGAGCUCAGGACCUUACACACUGGAAGAUUCCAGACACCAAACACAACUCUCCCCUCUGGUCAAUACCCCCGGGACCCCAGAGAGCGGGACCUCAGGCAGUGGGGUCGUGCCUAGUACAUAUGCAGUGACAUACAGGCGUACAGGUGGUGCCAGUGUGAGUAUGGUGAGUGGUGGGAGCGGGACUCAGGGCACGUAUAAGAGCCUGGAGGCUGGGGGCGCGACGGGCGCGGACAGGUCACCGUCUAUAUCACACGGAGCAGCCAGCAAGGCAGAGCGUCGUGCGGGAAUGCACAUUUCUGGGCCUUUCUCAGUGACCGUUCCUCUCCACAUAACCUCUGGACUGGCACUGGGAGUCCUCCAUGGAAGAACCGAGGAGGACCAGGGAGGCUCAGAGGAGGAACAGCCAAAGAAAUUGAAGCAGGAAAGCAGCGUAGAAAAGGAGCCGCCAGCAGAGAAAGACAAGGAGCAAACAGAUCCAAAAACUGGAGGCGACCAACAGGGUGAUGCUAAAGAAGCUGAGACAGAAGCUGAGGCAGAAGCUGAAGCUAAAGCAGAAGCUGAAAUGGACAAUAAUGAGAGGGGUCCAAGUGAAGGACAGGAACAGGACAAGAUAGAAGACACAGCAGAGGCGAGGGUGGAGCCUGAGGAGAGUGAGGAGUCCCUAAGUGAAGAGGAGGGUUAUCUGAGUGAGGAAGAGGAGCUGAGUCAGGCCCAGCAUGCUCCAGACAGACAUUCACUCAGUGAGGACAUGGCGGAAAGUGACUACAUGGUUAUGAAACCAGCAGGAGCGGCGGGUCAAAAUGAGACGAUCCCCAGAAUCCUGUGUACAGAAGAAGAGUACCCAGACCAGGAACUCCCUCUGGACUUCCAGGACACUUUUGGAUUCCUGGACUUGAUGGAUACGUCUAUUUCAAACCCGAUAAACGAGUUUUCAGUAGAGCCACCUGGUUUUGAAGAGGAAGAAGAUGACGAUGAGGAUGAAGAGGUGCAGGAACAAGCAUGCACAGAAAACAAGCCCAAGCAGCCUUCUCCUUGUCCAUCCUGGAGUCAACUUAAUAAGGACAAACUCCCCAUGGCCAGCACAAACUUUUCUCCACACAGGCCACUUCCAGGCAAAUCUCACAGCUUACCUUAUAAGUCCCGCCCCUUCAUGCCAGCCCCAUCUUCUUCCUCUGAUGAAGAUGAUUACUCAGAACCUGAUGAUGAUGAUGAUAAUGAGUCUGAUAAAAGUGAAUACGAAGAUAUGUUCUGUAAAAGUCUUCCAUCUGCUCGUCACUUCCAAGGUUUGAACUGGUCAUGCUCCGAGAAUGACACGUUGAACUCCACCGACUGCAAUGUGGAUGCACAUGACAACAACCAAUCAGAAUCAGAAGGCCUUCCUCAGACAGACAUCAGUCAAGAUUUGCUGCCUGUCAACCAAUCAGACAGUCCGACAGAUCCUGAAACGACCCCCAGUAAUGGGACGGACAAUCUCAGCCCACUUCCGUUAGACUCUUUAGAAUAUUUAAGUGUUGAAGAGACGACUGAAGACAAGAGUUCAAAGGAUGUAAAAGAAGAAUGUGGAUCAGAGGAGGCUGAGUGUAAGAGUGAAGCACUGCUAAAAGAAGAUAAAGAAGAUAAAAAUGAAGUGGUGGAGCGUACUGACAUCAACGAUGACACUUGCAGCCAAGAACAGAAGCCUUCUAUGGACAAUAAAGAUGAAGAGGACACCUAUUUUGGUCCAGAACCAACUUCCACCUCGCUGGAGGCUGGCAGCAUUGAGACUUCCCACACAAUUGAUCAACUUCCUGUCAAAGAGGAACCUGCAGGCUCAGACGGUGAACAGGCUGGUUCUGAGGCUGGUUCUACAAGUUGCCCAGAUGUGCCUGCAACUGAGACGACAUCAGUAGAACAGCCAGACUUGGCCAGUGUACCUGAGACCAACGAUCCGCUAACAGAACAACAGUUGACCUUGGAAGAUAAGUUGGAAGAUGAGCAGAGAGAAACAGGGGAAGUUGUUGAAGUGGGAAAGAAGAGGGAGGAAAUUUUAGCAGAAAAAGUAGAGUUAGAGGGAGAGCAAGGUAAAGAAGAACCCACAUUGAUCAACGAAAAGGUAGAGGAGAAAGACAGUCAAGACCCUGAAGAAGAGGCCAAGCUUGAUGUCGCAGAGGUAACUCUUGAAAAGGAGCCAGAAGUGGUUGGAGAUGAUGAUAAUCAGACCCUUUUAGAGAGGAAUGAGGAAGGUGUGGAAAAACUGACUGUCAGAAAGGGGAAGAAGGGAAGUGACAGAGGGGAAGAGAGUGAUGCACAGAUGGAGAAAGAUGAGCUAGAGGAGGAAACUGAAGCCAGGAAAGAGAGUCAUCUAGAAGGGCUUGUUGAAAUAAAAGAAGGAACUGUUCCUGAAGAGAGGCUGGCGAGAGAGAUGAGCGAAGGCGAGGACAGGCUUUCGGAGGAUAACUGUAACUCUCUUGAGUCUGUAGGGUCUGUGGGGUCCGUGGGAUCUGUAGGGUCUGUGGGGUCCAUAGAGUCUGUAGAGUCUGCAUCAGGGGUUGAACCAGAGCUUCAACAGAACAAAGGCAAGAAUAAGCAAGGGAACAAGGGUACGGACGCACCAGAGCAAUCCAGAUCAAGUGGCGAGAAGCCAAUAAGGCCUCCAAGGAAGAAAGAGAUAGAAGGCAGCCUUGGGCAUGGCGUAGGUAGGACAGUGGUUGUAACCAAACAGGCUCCUACUAGAGUCUACCAAAUGAAAGCAGUACCUGUGGUACCCCCCAAACCACAGCAUUCCAAAAUAACUGCUUUCAAACAGCAGUUCCAACAGAGGGAUGCUGAUAGACAUCACCCAGACAGAAAGCUUCCAUCCGAAGAGACUGUCCGACAUCAACAGCAAGGUCUUACGAAAGAACCUGAAGAGGUAGAAAGGGUUGACUCCAGGCAAAACCACGACCACCAAUGCCCAGAACAAGGGAAUGAUAUAGAGGAGCAGAAGACUGAGAAAGAGGUCAAACCCAAGCUUGAGGACACUUCAUCUGGAGAGACGUUCCUCAGUUUGGGUUACGAGCCGAGAAAAGGGGAGGAUGAGGACGAUAGAAAAGAAAGGCGAGGGACGUGGGAUGGAGGGAACCGGAAAUUAGACAGGGAGGGACAGGUUUUAGACAGAGAGACCAAAAGAGCGAGUGGAUUCAGUAUGUGUUUCGAUGAGGCUGUUGCUAGGGCGACGGGUAAACGAUGCAGAGAGAAAGAAGAAAAACACGUAGACUUGCAGUGGGAUCGGGCUGACCAGAAAGAUCACCAUUCUGGAUCACUUCCGAGAAAAAAGAAGGAAGAGGAAGGGAAAACCGACUGACAUGCAAAAAAAGAGUGUAAGAAAGUGUAAAAUAGGAUGUUAAUAGACAAAAAAAAAGCUCACAAAUGUCAGAAAAAUAAAAACGUGAACAAGGCAGACGGAUGCAUUUUAUAUUGUUGCUGUCUAAAGAAAAACAUGUAUAUCCAAUAUAGCAACUUUACAGCAGAAUGAAAAAAACUGUAUUAACUUCCAAAUAGUGGAAAUAAUAAAACAAUAUUUGAGGGUAUUUUUGUGAUUUCAAUAUUCUUAGCAUCAUAACAAAAUGUUUAUUAAAAUUCAUAAAAUGAUUAAAAUAUUGCAACUAAAAGUUUUAAGUUUUAUUUCCUCUAAAUAUAACAAUUUCGAACUUUCAGUUGAAACCAAUAAAAACUGUUAACUGUUCUCUAAUUUGUUUGGUUUUAUAUAUAUAUAUAUAUAUAUAUAUAUAUAUAUAUAUAUAUAUAUAUAUAUAUAUAUAUAUAUAUAUAUAUAUAUAUAUAUAAAUAAUAA